Messenger RNA from Nicotiana attenuata, 2425 nucleotides. Its product is annotated as ATP-dependent zinc metalloprotease FTSH, chloroplastic. Gene Ontology annotation, biological process: proteolysis. Gene Ontology annotation, cellular component: membrane; chloroplast thylakoid. The transcript is spliced from 5 exons. Bases 169 to 2307 code for a protein of 712 amino acids. NCBI's taxonomy places the organism in Eukaryota, Viridiplantae, Streptophyta, Magnoliopsida, Solanales, Solanaceae. Gene Ontology annotation, molecular function: ATP hydrolysis activity; ATP-dependent peptidase activity; ATP binding. The record is from RefSeq and is a predicted model, not a curated record.
CACGUACAACUAUCCACGCAACAUCCAAAUCUAUGGCUUCUAUUCAACAAACAUCUUAAAGAAUUGCAUAUUUAAUUGCUUUUACCCCACUGUUUUAGAAAGAAAGAAAAUCUCCAUAUUCCCCAAAAUUUAACAACAAGAAUUGAUCAGCAAUACAACUAACACCAAAUGUCAAAAUUAGUUAUGGCCAAUUCUCUCCUCUCUUCCAACUUCUUUGGUUCUCAAAUCUUUGUCUCUCCUCCCACCCCUAAAACCACAAAGUAUUUCCAUUUUCACUCCAAAAGAAAGUCUUUAAUCCCUCAAUCAAUUCUCAACAAAAAACCCAAUUCAGAUAAUUUAAACAAAAUUCCUUCAAAAGCUGCUUUAGCUGCUUUACUCUUUUCUUCAAUCACUCCACAUGCCUUUGCUCUUGAUAAUACUACCCCUACAGUACCAACCCCUCAAGUGAUUCAAGCUGAAGCAGCCAAUCCCACCACUUCAAAUCCAUUCUCUCAAAAUAUAAUCUUGAAUGCUCCAAAGCCUCAAGCACAGACCAAUCCUGAACUUCCAGAAGUUUCUCAAUGGAGAUACAGUGAGUUCUUGAAUGCUGUAAAGAAGGGUAAAGUUGAAAGAGUCAGAUUCAGUAAAGACGGAACUACCCUUCAGCUUACUGCUGUUGAUGGCCGUAGAGCUAGUGUAAUUGUGCCUAAUGACCCGGAUUUAAUUGACAUUUUGGCUAUGAAUGGUGUUGAUAUAUCAGUUUCUGAAGGUGAUUCUGCUGGUAAUGGGUUGUUUAAUUUAAUUGGAAGUUUAUUCCCUUUUAUUGCUUUUGCUGGAUUGUUCUAUCUUUUCCAGAGAUCUCAAGGUGGGCCUGGUGGGCCCGGUGGGCUUGGUGGGCCCAUGGAUUUUGGUAGGUCAAAGUCCAAGUUUCAAGAAGUUCCUGAAACUGGAGUGUCUUUUGCUGAUGUUGCUGGUGCUGAUCAAGCUAAAUUGGAGUUACAAGAAGUGGUUGAUUUUUUAAAGAAUCCUGAUAAGUAUACUGCUUUAGGUGCUAAGAUACCAAAAGGGUGUCUUUUGGUGGGACCACCUGGUACAGGAAAGACACUUUUGGCUAGAGCAGUAGCUGGUGAAGCUGGUGUACCAUUUUUCUCAUGUGCAGCAUCAGAGUUUGUUGAGUUGUUUGUUGGUGUUGGAGCUUCUAGAGUGAGGGAUUUGUUCGAGAAGGCGAAGUCUAAAGCGCCUUGCAUUGUGUUUAUUGAUGAGAUUGAUGCUGUGGGAAGGCAGAGAGGUGCAGGAAUGGGAGGUGGGAAUGAUGAGAGAGAGCAAACUAUUAAUCAGCUUUUGACUGAAAUGGAUGGGUUUUCUGGAAAUAGUGGAGUCAUUGUUUUAGCUGCAACUAAUAGGCCUGAUGUUCUUGAUUCAGCAUUGUUGAGACCUGGGAGGUUCGAUCGACAAGUGACUGUCGACAGGCCUGAUGUUGCUGGUAGAAUCAAGAUUCUUCAGGUGCAUUCUAGAGGAAAGGCCCUUGCGAAGGAUGUGGACUUUGAGAAGAUUGCCAGGAGAACACCGGGUUUCACUGGUGCAGAUUUGCAAAACUUGAUGAAUGAAGCAGCCAUCCUUGCAGCUAGGCGUGAACUAAAGGAAAUAAGUAAAGAUGAGAUAUCCGAUGCUUUGGAGAGGAUCAUUGCUGGCCCAGAGAAGAAAAAUGCUGUUGUCUCAGAGGAGAAGAAGAAGCUGGUAGCUUAUCAUGAGGCCGGCCAUGCCUUGGUUGGUGCACUUAUGCCCGAGUAUGAUCCUGUUGCCAAGAUAUCUAUUAUUCCUCGUGGCCAAGCUGGUGGUCUUACCUUCUUUGCCCCAAGCGAAGAAAGACUUGAGUCGGGCUUGUACAGCAGGAGCUACCUAGAGAAUCAAAUGGCAGUUGCACUUGGUGGAAGGGUUGCUGAGGAGGUUAUUUUUGGACAAGACAAUGUAACAACUGGGGCAUCUAACGAUUUCAUGCAAGUUUCACGAGUGGCAAGGCAGAUGGUUGAGAGAUUAGGGUUCAGCAAAAAGAUUGGACAAGUUGCCAUUGGAGGAGGUGGAGGAAAUCCUUUCCUAGGUCAACAGAUGUCAACCCAGAAAGACUACUCCAUGGCAACAGCCGACGUGGUUGAUGCUGAAGUAAGGGAAUUGGUUGAAAGAGCAUAUGAAAGGGCAACACAGAUUAUCACAACACACAUUGACAUCCUACACAAGCUUGCUCAGCUGUUGAUAGAGAAAGAGACUGUUGAUGGUGAAGAGUUCAUGAGCCUUUUCAUCGAUGGCAAGGCCGAGCUAUACAUUUCAUGAUUUCACCAAUAUAUCCUCAUCAAUCUGUUGUAUUAACAAAAUAUAUACAUACAAUUGUACACAUUGAGAAAUUAUUUUCAUAUCUUGACAAAUUAGAGUGAAAAACUUGACAUGCGCA